AUGGAGCCGCCUGAGGGCUGGGACCCCUACGGGCGGCCGGCCCGGCGCACGCAGUGGCUGGUCAGCGCCCUCGCCUACCACUACGGGCUGGACCGCGGCGUGGAGAACGAGAUCGUCGUGCUGGCCACCGGCCUGGACCAGUAUCUGCAGGAGAUCUUCCACCACCUGGACUGCGCCGGGACGGGCCGCAUCCCCGGCCAGGACUUCCGCACGCUGUGCCAGGUGCUGGGGCUGGAGGAGGCGGCGGAGCCCGAGGAGUGCGCGGGGCUGUGGGACGGGCUCUCGGCCGAGCUCACCUUCCGCCAGUUCCACGCGCGGCUCUGCGGCCACUUCAGCAGCCGCGCGGGGCCGCGGCUGCCGCUGGGCCGGGAGAGCGAGCACAUCGAGACCCAGAUCCGCCUGCGCAGCCCCCGCCGCCGCCACCGCCCCGCCGAGCCCGAGCGGCGGCCGCCGGGGCCCUGCUCCCGAGAGUGCUACGAGGAGAUCGUGGCGCUGGAGCAGGCCGAGGACCGCAUCGCCAAGCUGGAGGAGGAGAACGGCAGCCUGCGGGAGCUGGUGGAGGACAUGCGGGCCGCCCUGCAGAGCAGCGAUGCGCGGUGCCUGGCGCUGCAGGUGGCACUGCGGAAGAGCCAUGCCAGCCAUAAAGAAGAAGGAUCCUGCUUCCUAGGGAGUAAGAGACCAUUAACACAGAAGCACUCCCAGACCAAGUGCCUCCAAAGUGUCCUGAAGGAAACUGAGCUCAUGCGGAGCUCCAGGGACGGGCAGACUGAAGAAGCCAUCAGGUUCAAUCAGGAGCUGGAGAAGGAGCUGAAGAGCUCUCAGGAAGCUCUGGUCAGCCUGGAAGAUUGCAACCGUAACCUGAAGAGGGAGCAGGCAGAGAUGAGGAGGAAGGUGGAAGAAGCCAGACACGCUGUCCUGAACAGUCUUGGCAAAGUGAAGGAGCUGGAAGUGAGAGCUAACGAGGUGCCACAUCUGCAAGGAUACAUUCAGCAGCUGGAAUCACAACUGCAGCACUACAGGUUGGCAUUGGAGAGGUCCCAUCUUGGCCAGCAGAGCAGCCCUGAGCAGCAGGAGGGAGCAGCCAUGCCCAGGGGCACCCACGGCGUGGCCGUGGCACCGAGGGAUCGCCGCUCGCCUGCUGGCAUCACCCACCACGCAGAGGAUGAGCUCCUCCUCUCUGUGGAGGGCCAGGCUGCCUCGGACCAGGAGGACAAGCAGUGCCCAGGUGACCCCACUCCCCAGCUGGACCACACCAAGGACAGCCCGGCCAAGCUCCCUUGCUGUGGCAGUGGAUGUGACGAAAAGACGUGGAGGAAGCUGCUGUCCUACCUGGAGACCAGCAGCACUGAUGGGAAGGACCAUGGGGAGCUCUCAGGGACAGUCUCCCCUCUCACAGAGCACCCAGAACUCAAGGGCCACCAAGAGAAAAGACUGGAAACAAGCAUGGAAGAGGUGAAAGGCCCCUUGCUCGGGGAGCUGCAGCAGAAGGUGGAGGAGACAGAAAUGCUGAAGCUGGAGCUGCAGAUGUUGGAGACAGAGAGAGUUCGGCUGUCCCUGGUGGAAGAGAAGCUCAUGGAUGUUCUGCAGCUUCUCCAGCAGCUCCGAGACUUGAACAUAUCUAAGCGAGCCUUGGGGAAAAUCCUGUUGAGCACUUUGGAAUCCUGCCAUGACCCCCAGCCUGGCAAGGCCCAGCUGCUGGAAGUGCUGGACACCCUUCAGCAGGAGCUGACAGCCUGUGAACUGUUGCACAAGCAGCCCAUGGAGCAGGCACAGAGCCCACGGUCCCUGUCCAACACCCUGGUGAUCUCCUGCUGA
Cinclus cinclus is the source of this 1815-nucleotide messenger RNA. It is a transcript of the gene EFCC1, whose product is annotated as EF-hand and coiled-coil domain containing 1. NCBI's taxonomy places the organism in Eukaryota, Metazoa, Chordata, Aves, Passeriformes, Cinclidae. The record is from RefSeq and is a predicted model, not a curated record. Bases 1 to 1815 code for a protein of 604 amino acids. Gene Ontology annotation, molecular function: calcium ion binding. The transcript has 8 exons.